This is a messenger RNA of Cyclopterus lumpus (lumpfish), 403 nucleotides long. RefSeq names its product protein CEBPZOS-like. The coding region runs from base 134 to 379 and encodes 81 amino acids. NCBI's taxonomy places the organism in Eukaryota, Metazoa, Chordata, Actinopteri, Perciformes, Cyclopteridae. The record is from RefSeq and is a predicted model, not a curated record. The transcript has 4 exons.
CCGGAAGCAACAGCAAUAGCGCUUUUUACAAGGACGUCUGCGAACGUUUAACGUUAUUUUUAACAAUUUUCACUGUUUAAAUUUAUUCGUAAAGACAAAUUAAUUUCCUUUUUCCUCUAACGCGAAUCCGAAGAUGCCUCCCAAACCUCUGGCGCCUCUGGCCAAGAAGCUCAUGAAGGGGUUGAUCGCUCUGGAGCUGCUCGGCGUCUUCGGGGCGUACGGUCUGUUCCACAAGAUGAACGACAGCCAAGACUUCAGGAACACCGUGAACAGGCGCUUUCCAUCAGUUCUAGAAGUUUACUACCAGUCCAACGAGUGGGCGGGGCUCCACGGCGCCCGAGAGAGAGACCGUGAAGCGUGGGCGGUGCAACGGGAAUGAAGGCGCCCGGUUAAAAAACGAGAG